Molecule: messenger RNA, 5371 nt
Organism: Acipenser ruthenus (sterlet)
Lineage: Eukaryota; Metazoa; Chordata; Actinopteri; Acipenseriformes; Acipenseridae
Product: serine/threonine-protein phosphatase 2A 56 kDa regulatory subunit delta isoform-like
Exons: 18
Coding region: 16-1995 (659 amino acids)
Biological process (GO): signal transduction; protein dephosphorylation
Cellular component (GO): nucleus; protein phosphatase type 2A complex; cytosol
Molecular function (GO): protein phosphatase activator activity
Source: RefSeq, a predicted model, not a curated record
CACACCCCCUAGGCUAUGCAGAGUUUUUAUCCACCGGCCAAUCAAAAUAUUGUUGGCCUACAAGGGCGCAGGGAGCUGGAGGAAACCGAGGGAGAGCGACUGAGUUUCGGGGAAGCGAGUCACGGAGACACCGUGGAAAACAUCAACAACAACAAAAUGCCGAAUAAAACUAAAAAAGAAAAGGAGCCAACAAAAUCUGCUAAAAGCAGCACUAAAAACAGCAGCGUAGGAAAGGAUCCAGCUCCAGACAACUCGGAAGAGGCACAACUGCAGCAACAGACUGCAAGCAAACGACCCAGCAACAGCACCCCGCCUCCUACCCAGCUGAAUAAAAUCAAAUACUCCGGGGGACCACAGAUUGUAAAAAAGGAAAGGCGCCAGAGCUCGUCCCGCUUCAACCUGAGCAAAAACCGGGAACUGCAAAAACUACCUGCUCUCAAAGAUGCGCCUUCUCACGAGAGGGAAGAUCUCUUCAUCCAGAAGCUGCGGCAGUGCUGCGUGCUCUUCGACUUUGUCACAGACCCCCUCAGUGACUUGAAGUACAAGGAGGUGAAGCGAGCUGGUCUCAAUGAGAUGGUGGAGUACAUCACACAUAAUCGGGAUAUCAUCACUGAGUCUAUCUACCCAGAGGGGGUCAUCAUGUUUUCAGUGAACCUAUUCAGGACCCUGCCUCCUUCAUCUAACCCAACGGGGGCAGAAUUUGAUCCAGAAGAGGAUGAACCAACAUUGGAAGCAGCCUGGCCUCACCUACAGCUUGUAUAUGAGUUUUUCCUAAGAUUCUUGGAAUCUCCAGAUUUUCAACCAAAUAUAGCCAAGAAAUACAUUGACCAGAAGUUUGUAAUGUCCCUGCUGGAAUUAUUUGAUAGUGAAGACCCCAGGGAAAGGGACUUCCUAAAGACCAUUCUACACAGGAUCUAUGGCAAGUUCCUGGGCCUGAGAGCUUAUAUACGACGGCAGAUCAAUAAUAUAUUUUACAGGUUUAUAUAUGAAACAGAACACCAUAAUGGAAUUGCAGAACUUUUAGAAAUAUUGGGAAGUAUAAUCAACGGCUUUGCAUUACCACUGAAAGAAGAACAUAAAAUGUUUCUAAUCCGAGUAUUACUCCCGUUACACAAAGUGAAGUCGCUUAGUGUCUAUCACCCACAGCUGGCCUAUUGUGUGGUGCAGUUCUUAGAAAAGGACAGCAGCCUUACAGAACCAGUGAUUAUGGGUUUGUUGAAGUUCUGGCCAAAGACUCACAGUCCGAAGGAGGUGAUGUUUUUGAAUGAACUGGAGGAGAUACUGGAUGUCAUCGAGCCAUCAGAGUUUGUAAAAGUCAUGGAGCCACUUUUCAGACAGCUGGCAAAAUGUGUGUCCAGCCCGCACUUUCAGGUGGCAGAGAGAGCAUUGUAUUACUGGAACAAUGAAUAUAUCAUGAGUUUGAUCAGCGAUAAUGCAGCAAAAAUCCUCCCCAUCAUGUUCCCUGCCCUAUACAAGAAUUCUAAAAGCCACUGGAACAAGACAAUCCAUGGGCUGAUCUACAAUGCACUGAAGCUGUUUAUGGAAAUGAACCAGAAGCUGUUUGAUGAUUGCACUCAGCAGUACAAAGCAGAAAAACAAAAGGAGAAAUAUAAACUGAAAGAGCGAGAAGAGAUGUGGUACAAGAUUGAAGAGCUGGCUCAACAAAAUCCUCAGAUUGCAAAGGUUUACCCGACUGUCACUCCAAGACUCCCCACUGGUGUGCUUCAUCCUUCAGAAGAGUUUAUGGUGUACAAUGAGACCCCUGCUGUGAUGCCUUUAUAUUCCAUGGAGACAGAGACCCCGACAGCUGAGGAUAUUCAGUUGCUGAAGAAAACUGUUGAAACUGAGGCCACACAGGUGAUCAAGGAAAUAAAGAAGGAUAAGGUGUUGAUGCGUCGGAAGUCGGAGCUGCCUCAGGAUGUGUACACUAUAAAAGCCCUGGAGUCCCACAAGCGGGCAGAGGAGUACCUGACUGCCAACCAGGAGGCACUCUGAUGUGGGACCAGCCCUGCCCUGUCCUGCCCUCUAGGGAAAGCACCCACCCUCCCACACCACCUGCUUUCCUCUCUUCAGCCGGAGAACCCUAUCUGUAAACAUGUUUACACAGCACCACACACACACACACACAAACACACACACACACAGAGAUGCUCACACAGGCACCUGCAAGGAAAUUCGUUGAGCAGUGUUUUCGUUGCCCUAUCCUAUUGUCUUUAACCUUGUCAUUCACACUGUUUUGGUUUUAAAAUGUUAGUGUCCAGUACGACAGCUAUGAAAGUAUCAUUUAAUUAGAUCUUGCAUCUUGUCAUUUUUUAGCAAACACAAAAAUCUUGAAAAAGUUGCCCCCCCCCCCCAGUUUUAUUUUUGAUUACAAAGUUUAAACGCUGCUUGUAAAUCUCCUUUCCAAACAAGUCUUUAUUUAUUCUUGGAGAUUUACAAUAAGGCCUACUAUUCCAGUGUUUUGGGUUAUGUGUUGUUCAAUUUGUGUUUAACACCUGAUAUAAAAACAAUAAAAAUAAAUAAAUAGAAUAUAUUCUAUAACUGUUAAAAAAAAUCCAACAACAGGCUGUGUCAUCGCCGUUAGUUCCCCACUUGUGGCUUUCAUCACAAAAUAUUGUUUUACUGAGCCCAGUGUGAUCAUUUACUGGUUGGAACUGAAAUUCUGGACCAGUUUGAUGUCUUUCACUUGGCAUGGAAUAGUGUGGUACUACUGCUUUGUCAUGAUUCAUCUAAUCUUAACCAACUCGUAUUUAAUCGCACUUAAACACAAUAUAUGAUAACAUUAUUCAGUCACUCAUUUCCGUAAUAAAGAAUUUGAGAUUUGAAUUAAAAAAAAAAAAAAAAAAAAAAAAAAAGAUAGCUCUGCUUUUAAAAGCAAUUUAUCUGGAGUAUUUACUAGAUAUUUAAUUUGAAUGAUCUGUAAUCACAUAUUUUAAUUGAUCACAGUUAUUGUAUGAGGACUCAAGUUCACUUUCUGUUUUCUGGAUUUAGACUUUUGAAAAGUAGAAUAUAUAAACUUUGUAAUAACCUGUUCUUUUCUUUCGAGUUUGUGUGUGUCUAAAGAUCAGGCUUUUCUACACAUUUUAAUUUUGAAGUUAUGUUCACGUGAGGUCCCAUAUUUACUUAUUGCACUUAUGUUCUGUUUAUUUCAAAAAGCCUUGUCAUUUUUUGUAAUGCUGGUAUGUUGUAAAUAAGCCCAGGUAUUGUGUAUAGUUUGAUUUUAAUCCUACAUCUCCUGUUCUGCUGAAAUGUGACGAUUCGAUAGGAUUAGUCAGUCAGUACGUUUCAGACUGUUGAACAGUCAAACUGCAGACCACCUGCCUGGAAAAAAAAACAUUUUCAAUGCAUGGAAGUGUUUGGGUCGGAUCUAGAGGUUAGGGGUAUGUUACUGGGAGCUGUGGUUUAAGGGUAAUGUGCUUGAGUAUGGAACGUAUGGGCAAAAGCACAAUGAACGUCCCCCCAAUAUUACUAUCCCUAUAGCUUGUAAAUACUGUAGAACUCCCUAUAGCUUGUACAUUUUGUGGGGUGUACUUUCUCCCUAAGGUGUUAUAGAAUGUUACACAAAGCAUUCAGCAUUCAUUGCAUUUCUUAGUAUUGACAUAAAUUACAUUCAAUUCUCUGGGACCUUUACUGUGAUAUCACCCAUAUGGGAUUUAACUGGUUUGUAGAGAUCAAUGACAUCUCGUCCAUCAAUUUAAAACCAUGAACUUGCAUUUCCAGCACCCAUGGCAUUGUACUGCAUAUUUUUCUAUUUUGUCCUACAUCUUGUUUAGCUCUAUUCAGGAGUAAACUGCCUUCCAUUAUACUUUUUUUAAUUCCUUGUGCAAUGCAAAACUAGAACGUAGUGUGUGUUUUUUAGACCGCAGUCUCUUCAACGGCUGGAUUUGUAAUCAUGUGUAGGAGAGCUUUUAAAAAAAAAAAAAAAAGAAAAAAAAAAAGAAGAUAUAUUGCAGAUAGAAAAUCCUUUUUUUUCUGUAUAUUUGCUUGUUUUUAUUUAGUCUCUGCCCUAGAUUAUAUCGUGUAUAGAUAAUAAACAAACUAAAAAAAGCGCCUAAGCAAUGUUAAAAAAAUCUAACAAAAAAACAACCACCAUGCAUCAGGUGUAUGGGACAGUGCUCUACAAUCCUUAUGCGGGGACGGGGAGGGGGUAAGAAACUAUGAGACUUGCUUAUUAUUCAGGCUGUUAUAGGGGAGGGGAGGGGGUCUGCAGUAAAGUGUUGCAAAUAUUUGUGUAUUGUAUAUUGUAAUGUAUGUUGCUUAGGGUUGCAAACCUGUCCCCGAUCCUCCCUUUCUCCUGGCUUUGUCAAGACCACCUCUGCCCUGCUGCACGAUUUCAGUUUUCAGUUACAAGGUGUGCUACUUGACCUUCUCUAUCAUUCAGUUUCUAAUCAUUCCAAAGGUGGGAUCCACUUCUCCCAAAAUGAGGCUGCUGGUUAAGUGAUUCUCAUAGACAAGCCAGGGCAACAGCACUGCUGCGGGUAGUGCUAGUUUAGCGUUUUAAGAGGCAAGAGCAGUUAAUGCAAAGGUGUAGAUGUUCACAUUUAAGCUAUUGCAUAGACCCAUUAAGUGGAGACGUAUUUAGAUUGUUAUUGUAUUCAUUCCUUAUGGACCAAGCCACACUAAAUACUGUACUUCAGAAUGUGAGAAUUGCUGUUAGCUAAAAUGUACUUUUAUUGUACUAGUUUUUGCUUUUGUAAAUCUAGUGGGCCCCUUGACUCCAUGGCAUAAUGAAAAACACAAGCUUUUUUGUUGUCCAAAUAUGUCAAACUACACGAGUCAACAAUUUAACAAUAGUCUAGGCAGCUUAUAUGAAAUCUAAAGCCCUCUUCUAAAACACCAAAUAAAUACUUUCACUAAAUACUGUACUUCCAUAGCUUAUGCAGACAGUGUUCUUUUUAAGUUCAUGUUUUUAUAAAUGGUAGUGUAUAAUGUGGCUUUCAAAUUUGUUUUUAUUAAUAAAAGAUUUUUCCUGCCUGAUAGUCAGCAGAUACCCUGAGUCAAUAAAAAUAAAAUGUUUAUUUGCGUGCCUUCCCAUAGGGCCCUGUUUAAAUAGUUUGAACAUACCUGCAAGGCUGAGAAACCCUAGCUCUCAGCGUGAGGUAUACAGAGCGCUGUGAGUGUACUGGGUGUUCAUUUUCUCCAGCAGCUUUAGAUGAAUUAGAGGCUUAUAGAGAAGAAAUGGUCUUUUCCCCAUCUCCCUCCUCACCCUUUCCCUUCAAUUCUGACACUAAUGUUCAGCAACUUUCCAGCUCUCAUAUGUACAUAUAUUGUACUUUAUUUAGGUAGAGCAUUACAUAGUAUGAAAAUGUCAUUUUGUACAGAUGUUCAUGUAUGUACAGAACAAAAUAAAAUGGGUCUCCUUGAAAAAGAA